Messenger RNA from Syzygium oleosum, 1930 nucleotides. RefSeq names its product probable arabinosyltransferase ARAD1. Gene Ontology annotation, molecular function: glycosyltransferase activity. The coding region runs from base 145 to 1602 and encodes 485 amino acids. Lineage: Eukaryota; Viridiplantae; Streptophyta; Magnoliopsida; Myrtales; Myrtaceae. The transcript is spliced from 9 exons. The record is from RefSeq and is a predicted model, not a curated record.
CGGUGGUGCCGGUGCUGAUUGAAGCGAGCGACUGUUCCUAGUUUCACUCUCUCUGUGUGCGGUGCGGGAGAACAUGAACAUCGCGCUUCCUCGCCUCGCCUCGUCGAGAUCUGAUUGAAGAAGAUUAGCUUCCCUCCUCCGGCCAUGGCGGGCAAACAUCUUCCGCCGCCGUUCCUUCGCCGCCGAUUCCGGUCCGCCGUGGUCCUCUUCCCCCUCCUCCUCCUCCUCCUCCUCUUCGCCUAUCUCUUCUUCUCCUCUCUCUCCGCUUCUUCCCGCGGUCCGGCGCCCCCCGCUUCUCACUCCGCGAAGCCCGAGACCUCGUUCCUGAUCUCUCUGGAGCGCUUCCUCGCUCACCGCUCACCCUCCGCGCUCUCUCGCCAUCCCGACGAUACGGCCACCCCGGCCGCGGACGACGACGGCGGCGUCGGGAAGUUCGACGGCUCGGUUUUCGCGUCGGAGAGCGAGAGGUUGCGGGGAGAUCCGCUUUACCCGCUCGAUUUGCCGCUGCGGGUGUACGUCUACGAGAUGCCCCGCAAAUUCACCGACGAUUUGCUCUUGCUGUUUUGGAACACUUACAGGGAGACCUUCAAUCUCACCUCCAAUGGAAGCCCCGUGCAUCGCCUCAUCGAGCAGCAUUCUAUAGAUUACUGGCUUUGGGCAGAUCUCAUUGCUCCCCAGUCGGACAGGCUCUUGAAGAAUGUAGUCAGAGUCCACAGGCAAGCGGAGGCCGACCUAUUCUACAUUCCUUUCUUCACCACAAUUAGCUUCUUCUUGCUGGAGAAACAACAAUGCAAGGCCCUUUAUAGGGAAGCCCUCAAGUGGGUAACUGAUCAGCCUGCUUGGAAGCGAUCCGAGGGCAGGGAUCACAUACUUCCGGUUCAUCAUCCAUGGUCCUUUAAGUCUGUGCGGAGAAAUAUGAAGAAUGCUAUUUGGCUCUUACCCGACAUGGAUUCAACUGGGAACUGGUACAAGCCAGGACAAGUUUCACUGGAAAAGGAUCUAAUACUUCCUUAUGCACCAAAUGUGGAUCUAUGCGAUGCCAAAUGCUUGUCAGACAGUCAAGCAAAGAGAACCACUCUGCUUUUCUUCCGUGGGCGGUUAAAGAGGAAUGCGGGAGGAAAGAUACGUGCUAAACUUGUAGCUGAACUGAGUAGUGCGGAGGGGGUUGUCAUUGAGGAGGGAACUGCUGGAGAUGCUGGGAAAGCAGCAGCUCAGAGUGGAAUGCGAAGGUCUAUCUUCUGCUUAAGCCCAGCCGGUGACACUCCAUCAUCUGCUCGGCUUUUUGAUGCUAUUGUCAGUGGGUGCAUCCCAGUCAUAGUAAGUGAUGAAUUGGAGCUUCCCUUCGAAGGGAUACUUGACUACAGAAAGAUAGUUCUAUUUGUUUCUUCCAGCGAUGCUGUUCAACCGGGCUGGCUUUUAACAUAUCUCAGAAAUAUCAGCACCGCUCAAGUCAGAAGAUUGCAAAGCAAUCUUGCUAAGUAUUCUCGGCACUUCAUCUAUUCAAAUCCAGCUAAGCCCCUGGGUCCUGAAGACUUGGUCUGGAGAAUGGUUUGUUCACUUGCUCUGUUAUUCCAUAUGCAAUUAUGGCUGGUAAGGUGGUGAACAUUAAGCUACACACGAGGAGAUCACAGCGGGUAGUGAAAGAGUCAAGAAGCAUAUGCGCUUGCGACUGCAGGCGGGCCAAUAUUACGAGCUCAAUGUCCCUGCAGUGAACAGUAGUAUGUGGAUGACCUCCCGCUGCUUUGCUUCAGCUGGGAAUUGGGCUUGACAUUUGGAGUUGCAAUCUGCACAGGGCGGUACAUCAUGUAUUAUGUAAAGACGUAUAGUUCUCUUUAAGAACUUGCUUUGGUGCGCAUAGAUUGGAAUUUCUGUUAUUUAUUUACGGGUUCGGUUCUUAGCAUAGGCUCAAAAAGUACGAUUCUUUUCCCAA